GACUCCCCCCGCCUGGACUCGCCACCCAGGAAUCGCCUCGACCACCCUUGACCUAUCCGCGCAUUCUUCGCUGCACUUCUCCGGGGACAAUCUGGCGAGCUGUGACUGCCUGGCAUCUGGUCAGCAUGGCUACAUGGGGCAACAAAUCUAACAACGAGCUAUUGCAGUCGCUGGAUAAACUCUUCAAGGAAGGAACGUACUCGGACUUGACAAUUACGUGUGGAAACGACGAAUACAAAGUCCACAAAGCCAUCAUUUGCCCGCGGUCGUCCUUCUUCGCCAAGGCAUGCGAUGGCCUAUUCCAGGAGGGGAAUACUGGAGUUGUUUCCCUUCCAGACGACGAUCCCCAAGCAGUGAGGCUCAUGAUGCAUUACUUUUACCAUCUUGACUAUCCAAGGCAACGCGAAGUCAAGCACGGUUUUCUCAACAAGUCGCAGAGUACCAACCCCAAGUCGGACGUCGUCACCAAUCCUGGCUCGACCUCCGGCAAGACGUCGAACAAAACCCCGAAAUCAGCUUACUCCGUCCCUCCACACCAGGGCUUCGAGGUACCAAACCUCACCAUUCACGCUAGGCUAUAUGCCCUUGCAGAGAAGUACGACGUGCAGGGACUGAAGGCUCUUGCCCUGGAGAAGUUCAAAGAGGAAGCCAGAAUACAGUGGGACAGCGAUGAUUUCAUCCGCGCCGCGGAGGAGGCGUACACGUCCACUGUAGAUCGCGACCGGGGCAUGAGGGACGCUGUGGUGGAGGCAAUCCGUGAGCAUUCGGUUGUCUUGGACAAGGAAUCAAUGCAGAAUGUGGUCAGGCGUUUUGAUUUAUGCUUUGAUCUCAUGAUGAGGUUCAGGGAUUUGAUUGGCAGAGGCUACAGGUUCUAAGCAUGUUCGCUGGCAAGAAGGUACUUGGGACUCACUGCAAGGAGAGCAUUGGUGAUCACAAUCACUACCCCACGAACUCAAAGUCGCCCAUGGGCCCUUAAGAGUGAUAAUUCGCGGUACAUUGUCUGUAAAGUCGCCUUUUACUAUUAUUUAUAUGCUCUCUCCGAUGG
Molecule: messenger RNA, 1045 nt
Organism: Thermothelomyces thermophilus ATCC 42464
Lineage: Eukaryota; Fungi; Ascomycota; Sordariomycetes; Sordariales; Chaetomiaceae
Exons: 3
Coding region: 126-875 (249 amino acids)
Molecular function (GO): protein binding
Source: RefSeq, a predicted model, not a curated record